Messenger RNA from Amoebophrya sp. A120, 1774 nucleotides. The record is from the annotation of a GenBank genome assembly. NCBI's taxonomy places the organism in Eukaryota, Dinophyceae, Syndiniales, Amoebophryaceae.
UCGAACUAUGUCGUAUACAAAUUUUAUCGUCGCGAUCCGUCGUAACAAAUUUUAGCGUGGUCGUGAAAUGAAUUCCAUGAUUUUCAUUGAAGACUUCUUACCCCAGGUGUUAGCACCAGUUACUUUUCCUGACGAAGAUAGAUAAUAUAGCACACAAAGUGCAAAAAUAUUUUUUUUCGUGUCGCACAAGCUUCAGCAAAGCAUCUGUCCGACUAUCGCUAUUGCAAGUCGUCUUGUCGACAGCAAUUCAUUACCACGACGCGCAAGGGGCGAGGGAGGCGGGAACGACUUCUAAGUAUCUCCUUGGUAGAAGCAGCCUAAAGAACUGGAACACUCCUUGAUGAUGUCGGUCGUGCAGAUGGUCUUGUGCCUUACGACCAUUUUGCCUCUAGCAACGUUUUGAAAAGGAAAGCCAGCACUAUGUGGUCCUCGUCUAGUGGGAACAGCGCCGUUGUUGGGGUCGGGCCGCUUGACCCCGCCUCUACUGCGAUGUCCCCUGCAGCACACGCACCGAGUGCACCACAGCCCUCAGGGGAACCGAGAGCUCCUGUUCUUGCACCGCAACUCCUACCAGAAGUGGGCGGUUGUUGUACCAGGCAGACACAGAAUCUUGACGAUAACGACGGCGGCAGCGAGGAUGAUCAUGAUCAAGAUGUUCACAUGAGGACCGUCAGUAACUCGGAACAAUCAUCGUCCGCGGACUCGUCGUGUAGUGGUUCGCCUUAUCUCCCGCUUGAGCUCUGUCGGGAGAUAGCAGAUUUCGCAGCUCCGCUGGCCGACACGAUCGCGCUGGUCAGCAAGGACUGGCACGCGGGCGCGAAACACCUCCGGGAAACCAAAACCUGCCUGCUCUGCGGCGACAAGUUCCGCGAGUGCGACCAGGCGGUGGGGUUGGGCGAAAAGAAAUCGCUGCUCGAUCGGGCGGGGAAGGGCUGCUUGUACCACCCGGGGCGCAUCCAGCAAUGGGACUGGGACGGCGAUCUGCAGCCGGGGUUUCAGUGGAGCUGCUGCAAGGCCUUCUGUUUCGACGAAAAUGGCUACGAAAGGGGCUUGCACCAGUACAACGAAGACGAACUGCGAAAACGAACCGCCCUCAUCGUCGGCUGCACGGCGCGUAAGCACCGAGCCAAGGCGCCGAAGAGAUCCCGGUCUUUGGCAAACUACGCGUGGUCGGCGACCGUCGCGUGUGGAGAGAAUCUCUUCGAGCGCGCGGAUUUGUUCUCAACAUCACACUCCAAAAGCGGGUCGGGAUCGUCUCCCCCUGGAGGUGCGGUAUACAAAGAUGUUGAGUAAUAUGUUCAGAAUUUGUUGAUUUUAUUCUUGUUAGUUCCCACACACAUUCCUGACGUUCUUCCUUUUGUACAAUAAUUCGAUGCACUGCAAAUAAUAGCAAUUGGUUUUGAGUGUCAAUGUUAUGGUUUCACCUCACUUUCUCUUUCACUGUCACUACUUGAUGUACAAAAAACAAAAUGACAAUUCACGUGGUUCACAACAAACAACGUUGGUUGUUUUGACAUUCGUGUUUCUUUGUACCAAAAGACUUGUCGCAGGGUCUAUACUGCCACCAGAUUCUUGUUCUACAAGAAGCAGCUGCAUCUUUCACUCAGCAUCGCAUUGCCACUCUAGUGAAGUUAGUUUCGUCGUGAUAAGUGCACCUGCCGCAGUGCUCUUCUACCUGAAUGAUUAUGAUUUACGAAAGUCAUGGUAAACACUGCCACUGCACUGCACGCACGGCCACAGCUUUGCAGCUUGAUAAGCAAGAGCAUACGAUUUC